CCUCCCUCGGCUUCAGAUGGGCGAGGACGCUGAGAGCCCCAAAAUCAACCACACCUUCCUGCGAGACUACGUCACUGAAGCUGAUGUCAUCUCUACGGUGGAGUUUAACCAGACAGGGGACCUGCUGGCCACGGGGGAUAAAGGUGGCCGAGUGGUCAUCUUCCAGAGAGAGACUGAGUCUAAAGGAGAGUCGGAAGAGGGAGGGGAGACGGGUGACUCUGGGGAGUACAAUGUCUACAGCACGUUCCAGAGCCACGAGCCGGACUUUGACUACCUGAAGAGUCUGGAGAUUGAAGAGAAAAUCAACAAGAUCAGAUGGUUGCCACAGCAGAAUGCAGCGCAUUUCCUCCUCUCCACCAAUGAUAAGACCAUUAAACUGUGGAAGGUGAGCGAGAGAGACAAGAGACCAGAGGGAUACAACCUGAAAGAUGAGGAGGGACGGAUCAAGGACAUCUCUACCAUCACCUCUCUGCAGGUGCCGGUACUGAAACCCACAGAUCUGAUGGUAGAGGUUCGUCCCAGACGAGUGUUCGCCAACGGACAUACCUACCAUGUUAACUCCAUCUCAGUCAACAGUGACGGGGAGACCUACCUGUCUGCAGAUGACCUCCGCAUCAAUAUGUGGCACCUGGGCAUCACGGACCGCAGCUUCAAUAUUGUGGACAUCAAACCAGCCAACAUGGAGGAUCUGACGGAGGUGAUAACAGCAGCAGAGUUCCACCCUCACCACUGCCACUUGUUUGUGUACAGCAGCAGCAAGGGCACCUUGCGCCUCUGUGACAUGAGAGCCUCCGCACUCUGCGACAGACACACCAAACUGUUUGAGGAACCUGAGGAUCCAGGGAGCCGGUCCUUCUUCUCAGAGAUUAUUUCCUCUGUGUCGGAUGUUAAGUUCAGCCACAGUGGACGUUACCUGCUGACCAGAGACUACCUCACCGCCAAGGUGUGGGACCUGAACAUGGACAAGGGCCCCGUGGAAACAUACCAGGUCCAUGAAUACCUAAGGAGUAAACUGUGUUCCCUCUAUGAAAAUGACUGCAUCUUUGACAAGUUUGAGUGUGUUUGGAACAGCUCAGACAGCGUGAUCAUGACAGGGGCAUACAACAGCUUCUUCCGGAUGUUUGACAGGGAGACGGGGCGAGGUGUAACCCUGGAGGCUUGGCGAGAAAGCAGCAAGCCUCGGGCCGUGCUGCGGACCCGCCGCGUGUACACCGGCGGCAAGCGUCGCCGUGGAGAUGUGGGCGUUGACAGCCUGGACUUUACCAAGAAAAUCCUGCACAUGGCUUGGCACCCUUCUGAGAAUAUCAUUGCCAUAGCAGCCACCAACAACCUGUACAUCUUUCAGGAUCGAGUCAACCCUGAGACGCAGGUGCAGUGACAGGGCUUGGAACAUGGACAGUGGCAGACACAGAGAAACACAAACAGCGACCCAAAUACAUUUGGAUGUCUUAGAGAUGGCAUGGGGAAUGGACAGCCCUUAUGAAAAGAUUAAGUCAGAGCCAAGCUGUUUCACAAAAUACUGCACCAUCUGUUUGUGUUGAUAGAAGGUCGGAUUAUUGCUAAAAUCACAAGACUGUUAAUAUAUUUGAUCCCCAAGGAAGGUGUAUAAUCAUUUUUGUUUGAUGCUGACACAAACUGACAUCUCCGGUACCCAUCAGGACAUGUUUUUGGUCCCUAUUUUGGAAGAUGUUUGUGUAACUGCUCCACCAUAGGGGCAGUAAAAGAGGUGCGGGGACACCUCUCCAUCUGCAUUGACUCAGUGCUGUUGACCACACAAUGUUGCACUCCUCACUGAUGUGCUCUGGUACCUUGUGACACAAAAUGGAAGAUAGGUAAUGACAGGGAAUCAUGCUACAAAACAUAAAGGUCUUGAGUUGACGGAUUCCCAAAAGACUUUGCCAGACAGUGCAUCUAAAUCCAAGCAUUUUUUUCACUAUUGUGGAACAUUAGGAGUGGUGUUAUUGUAGAGCUCUUCACAACAACAUGCCAAACCUUUUUUUUUUCUCUUUCAAGCGACAACAGCAGCUGAACCCCUCCUUUAGAGCAGUGCUCUUGGAGAUUUCACUCAUAAAUGCCCCAUAAUGUUUGCCCUAUUCACUUUGCAAUAAUAUAAGCACUAACAGAAACACAGUGCAGCAGUAUUUCUGCUUUAAAACAUGAGCUCUUCUUCUACAGGUAUACACUCUUUUUACUCUUAGCUGUAAAUAUUCUGUGUUUUUUUUUAAGGUGGUACCAAUUUUGGUUCCAGAGAGCUAAAAGAUAAAAGAUGCAUUUUUAUGUCUAGUACACUGCAGAUGAAACUGGGAUCUCACGUAUAGAAAGAUUGCGGAAUCACACUAUUUCUGUUAAAGAAGGAUUUUUUUCUUGUAGCAGUACAUAGAUAGGUAUUGCUGGCUGUGGAGAGGGUGGAUUGCAUUGUGCACAAACCAACACCUACAGUUUUGUUGUGUAUAUUAGGCCCAUAUUAGGUUUUAAUUGAUGUAAUUUAAUUGUCUAAAGUCUACAUACCCAUUUGGUAAAUUACUGAAAAUGAAAGAGAUGUUUAGCUCUCUCACAAACGCUUAAAUUGAGGUUGAUUGACGGUUGAAAAUAAUACGUACAAAAGUUUAAUUUGUGUUAAGUGUUAUGCUAAUUUAAAAUGAGCUAUGUUCAUUUUAUAAUGCAUAAGCACAUCUUAAAAGUACCUUACAAUCAAGAAAAAGAUGGAAGCACAUUGUUCCUAAUUGAGGCCCCUGAUUUAGCCAAUUUUUGUUGAGUGAGUUUGUGUCCAGUGUAUUUGAGGGUCGAAGGUGAUCAUCAGUGCAAUAGCUCAUUAUGUACAUUGCUGAAAUGUCUUUAACAUUCAAACAAUAAUGUCAUCAUGUGAAUUUAUCAUAUCACAGGUUCAUAAUGUCAUUACGCCGUAUACCUCACAGUGCCACACGCUACUCUGGAGUGAAAACCCCGGUAUGUACAGCAGGAGGUGGAGUCUGUGUCAACUGAAUUCUUGGUCAAGAUUUGAUUGUUUACAGUGAAGUGCUUUGUUUUUAAGUGACCUUGGCCCUGAUGGCAUAAUAAGUGGUCUGGAUGUUAACUGUAGCAGGUGGAGUAAGAGAAUACAGUGCAGAGGUAGAGGUUGCACUUUUUCCAAAUCUGUCUCUGUCUGAUAGAUCAACAUCAGUUUCACUGUGUAAACCGUAAACCCCAAGAAAACAAGGCAGUUGUUGAUAUAUAUAUGUUCCGCUUGUCUGCUCUCUCCUCACUUUCCACCUCCUUUGGUUUCAAAAUUACAGCUCACAGACAUUUCUGCUACAGCCUGUGGUCUAGUGUCUAUGUUUUGGUCUUCACCGUCCAAGUGUUGUUGAAUACACUCACAGUCUUGCACUGAUUGGUUUCACAAAGUGUAUCACAACAAAAUCCACAAUGACAACCCACAGGAAAAUGGUUUACAUAGUGACAGGCCACCUGAAGCAUUAUAUAAGUUCCAGGGCUCAGUCCUCCAAUGGUGAACUGUAGUUUAGAGCAGGUCAGUUGUAAUUGCAUCAUAACCACCAACACCACAAGCAAACAGUGAGAGGAUUUGUAUUCAGGAGCACAGCAGCAGCAGCAGCAGCAGCAGCAGCAGCAUGUUGCCAUUACUCAAUGCUACUAGCGUGUAUAUCUAUCAUACUUUAAAAAAGACAAAUCUAACAAUACAAAAAACAUAACUCAAAUGAGGUGAAUGAAAGGAAUGUGCAUUAAUAAAAUAAUA
Epinephelus lanceolatus (giant grouper) is the source of this 3730-nucleotide messenger RNA. It is a transcript of the gene ppp2r2ca, whose product is annotated as protein phosphatase 2, regulatory subunit B, gamma a. The record is from RefSeq and is a predicted model, not a curated record. Gene Ontology annotation, molecular function: protein phosphatase regulator activity; protein binding. Gene Ontology annotation, cellular component: protein phosphatase type 2A complex. Lineage: Eukaryota; Metazoa; Chordata; Actinopteri; Perciformes; Serranidae.